AUGGCUUCCUUACAGCAGCAGGCCGACGCGAUCCGUACGGCUGUCGCCUCGUGCUCAACCUGCACACCUGCCACCGUUGUCUCCCUCAAGUCCCUCCUUCUCCCACCAACAGAAUCCGACCUAAAACCGAUCUCAUCUUCGGCAAGGACGACAUCACGAGCCGCACAAUCGCGACCAAACACGGCCAGCGGCCCCUCCAGGCCCGGCACUGCCGCGGCAAAACGACGGCCGGCUGCACGGCCAGCCGACGAGACACGUGCCGAGCAGCUCGCGCCCAAGGAAAAGGCCCAGCUCGCCACUCAUGUCGUCAAUGCCACGCUGAAAGCCCUCACCGAAGCCUCGAAGCCGCGAACACCACCGACGCCAGCGCCAAAGCCAGCCGCAGCCGGCGACGACGAUGCUGCACCGCCCAAGACUGCCAUAACCGGACGGUUACGAAGGUCCAUGUCCGCACCCUUGAUACCACUGCAGCCGCGUGCUUUCAACCGCGUCGUGACCUCGCCGACAAAGUCGUCCCUCACAGCCGCACAGCCGAACGCAUCCGCGAACAGCCACGGACCCUAUCUCGCCACGGUCGAGUGCGCCCGCGUCGCCUUUCUGACGCUGCGGACGGUGCAGGAUGCCGGCCAGGUCACGUUGCCCGACCUCCAGCUCGAGGCUGGCAUGUCUUCGUUUGUCGCCAAGCUCAUCGGCUUGGGGAUGCUGGACCAGGCCUGCCGUGAGCUGCGUGUCCUCAAAGGCCGUCUCACCGGACGUCUGGAGGAACGGUCUUCGCGCACUACAUCAAGAUCGGCCGUGACUACAUCGAAUGCGACGAAAACCACCAGGCCGAGGGAAACGAAAGAGACGUCUGCUGUUGCUGCUACUUCAGAGUCGCCAAGCGACCUUUUAGACUAUGGGGAUGUGGCGGGAACCACCACCCCCGCUCUGCGUCUGGUUGUGGCUUCGCAGCUGCAGGCCCUCCGUAUACUCGUUGCCCUGAAGAAGCCGUCGCACGUGGACGCCUCACUCAUUUUCCUACGGCGUAGCUCCAGAUCCUCGGCUCUACACACCGUGCUGCGCUGCGUCAAGGCGGAGGCAACACUUCCGGCCGAGCAGCAGAAGGCAUUGCGACAACUCGAGACGCUUUCCCAGCUGCUCUUGGCUCUGACACCCAGCAUCGCCAGCAAAGACGACUCGUCCGCCCUGGAACCGAAGCUCAGCAUCGCACCAUCUGCUGCAUUGGAGCUCCAGGUACUCAGUCUGGAGGCAAGACUGUGCCAUUGGAGGCUCUCGGCGCAAGCAAAGCAUGAUGCAGACAAAGACAUCGUGUCGCCGUUCGCCCGGUGCCUGUCGACCUACGCUCGACGAUGUCGCUCAGCAGGCAAGCUGUCGUACUCGUUCUGUCGGCGGUGCUUCGACCAUGCCGAAGAGCUCUUGGCCACCGACAAACACACCAUCUCGAGAACGUCCAAGUCUCCGCUGGCAAGCAUCUACCAGACCCUCAGUGCGACAGCACGCGAGACCGGCCAUCUGGACGACGCCAUCCACUGGGCUUCAGAAUAUCGUGGCCUUCUGACUGCCAGCGAGGAUUCGGCCGCUCGGCGCUGCUCGGCUGCAGCACUGCUGCUUUCUCUGCAGCUGAAAAAGCCCGAGGCACAUCUGCAAAGCAGCCAUGCACUAUUAACCGACGUUCUCGAGUCCGUCAAAGGAUCGCUGAAGGGCGAUACUGUCGAGCUGGAGGAGCUGCUUGUGAAUGUGUGUCUGGUCCGGAAGGCGGCUAUGAAUCUGCUGAUCAGCCAAGGCAAGAAGGACACUGGCGACAGCAGUACUAACAUCGUGCCUGAGUCAACUCAGCGGCUGAUGGAGACGUUCAUCCACCAGUGCCCUCGGUUCUGUCUCCGAUGGCUCGGCAAGCCUCCGGCGGCUAAGAGCUGCACCAAAGACUUUCUGCGAUACGAGCAGCGCCGACAGCUUCUUUCACAAUCGAUUCGCCCGACGCUGGACUCGGCUUUUGUCGUCACCAAGACGAUGAUUGAGGAAAGCCGCAUGGUCUGGGACCAAUUGGACGCCGUGCUCGGCGACUCUCUGACCGUCCUCGAGUACCUAGGCGACCUCAAAUCCACGGCCGACGCAGCCUCGUCUUAUUACGUCAAGAUCUCCCAUUUCUACUACCUCAACUACAACGCCCUGCGCAAAGCAAAAGAGUCGGAGCUGGAUGCCCUCAAGGCGCUUCGGAGAGCGGUCGACUGUGUCAAGCACCGGUCUGCUGCCGAGAAGGAAAGGGCACAUCUCAUUCCCAAACUCGAGCGGCUGGGAGAUAUGUGCAAGUCCACGGGUCAAAUUGGUGAGGGCCUAGGCGCCUUUCAGUCGAUUCGAUCGUCUCUGGUAGACGACGGGGUCCUGGCUCAGACGGUAACGUUGCUGAAAACCCAGCCCCCCAGCCUUGCUUGGACGGCCAACAGUCAGGUCGAGACGCUGUCGCGUGCGCUCAUCACUAUUUCUCGACUGGAGCAGGUGCAGAUGGACUGGACGGGCGGCCUGGAGGAAGAAGAGCGAGCAGCCGUGCUGGAGCAUGAGCUGCACUUCAUCUGUCUCGGCGGCAGCAGCUCCAAGAGCUCUUCGCAGCGGAUCACCCUGACACAGCCCUGUGUCGAAUCCCUCCUUCGAAUCUACUACCCCACGCGCUUUCCAAUUCGAAGGCUGCGGACUCUCCUCCGACUCGUCUCGGUCAACAUCGACACGCCAGAGGUGCUGGCGGACAUCCAGCCCCAGCUGACAGCCGUCCUGGGCCUUGUCAGCGGUCAGGGUCUAGGAGACGAUGAAACACUCGCGGGCUACUUGCCUCAUUACCAAGCACUAGCCAACUCCCUGUCCGGCUUUGGGGAGGGCUACUCUGACGUUCCAGGACUGGAGUCGUGUCUCGCAACGUGGAGGUCUCUCCUGGCUUCUAGGCCGACAAGGGCAGACCUAGAGCAGGUGAUCGACAGCAUCUCGGACCUCCAAAUGCACCUGCAAUCCGUUGCUGAGUUCAUGCGUGCGAUGGGCCGGGACGCCAUUCUCACCCAAGUACUGGAACUGUCUUCACGUCUCUGCAGCAUUUCAUCCGACGGGUACCGGCGCCUCCAGAUAUCCAAUGACACCUUGCUAGCAUCGCACUACGUCCGCAUAGGGGAGAGCCUGAAGGCAGAGCAGAUCCUAGGGAGUGUCAGCAGCCAUAUCGAACAGGGGUCCCAGGCACCCGAACUGGUAGAAACGGUGGCAAACUUCCACCUGUCCUUCGCCGAAUACCUGAUUGCCGUGGGCCGUCUCGACGAAGCACACCAUCACUUGGUAGAGGUUAAGCCGUCUGCGGCCGACGCAACGACAAAGUCUGACGGGCCACACAGAAGAACAAGAAUACUCGGGGCCCGUGCCUCGAUGUUGCAGUCGAUUCUUGCGUUGGAGAGAGGGGACGCGGAUCUGGCUUUGCAAAGCGCAAGAAGUGGCGUCCGCAUGCUAUUUCACGAUUGGAGCCGGUUAGAGAAGGCGAUGCUGCUGAAGAACGAGGACGGAAGCGUGAACAUGUCGGUGGCAUCCGAAGACGUGUCGACCGUUUCUGUCACAGGAUCGCGAACAGCUGCAUCGCCCGAGUUUUGGACGCUCUUCCACCCACUGUUCGAUGGCAUGAUGCGUCUUUCGUCCAUCUAUGCCCACCUCGGCAUGUUCCAGGAGACGGUCUACUAUGCCGAGCAAGCACAGAAGAUAGCGACGGCAACGAACGGCGCUCUGUGCUUGGCCCAGUCUGAGGCCUGGCUGAGCAGCGUCUGGCUCCGAGCCAGCAAGCCAGACCGGUCUUCGGAGCUGGCUGCCGUCGCACGUUCUCGGAUGGCUAAGAUCGACCAGACUGGCCGAAAGGCAGCGUUGGCCUGCGAGCUCGGCGGCUUGUUCCGCGAGAUCAAGGACGAAGAAGGGGAGACGGAGAUGAUCCGACUGGCCGAGGCCAUCAUCGAGCACAUGUCUGAUGGCUCUGGCACAGCCGCGAUGCCAGAGGCAGACGUGGUGGUAGGGAAGACGACCAGGGCGACGACAGCACGAAGGGCAAAGACAGCCGUGGCCACGAAACCGGCGACAGCCACCAGCCGCCGCAAGGCGGCAGCGAAGUCAACGAAGAAGGCAGUCGACGCGCCAGCGCCUGUUCCUGCCGUCGGGGCCGUGGCCGAAAAUGCAGCAGUGGUGGGACUCCGAGAUGCAGUGCUGCUGAACCAGGCCAUGUCGCUCUUGAACAACAAGGACUGGUCAGCGGCAUUGGCGAUUCUGCAGGCAUCAUCAGCAGGAUCGGAUGUCUGCACUCUGCCCAAGACGCGGGCAGAGACACUCGUGGAACAGGUGACGCUUGCGGCUUGUCUGCUGGGCUACAGCACGGAGCAGAUGGCACGCGAUGCCGUCUUUUCGGUCAUUCCGGACUCGACUCUCUCGUUUCCGGCCGUCAGCAGCGGCAGCAGCAGCACGACGACAGCCUCGAAGAUGCCGAGUGGUGCGCAGGGGUUCGUGGACAGCCUGCUGGAGGCGCAGAGCCGGCUGAUCGAGGCACAGGCCAUGGCCGCUAUGUCGGGCGAUGCCAGCACGCUUCACCGGAUCUCGAGCAUGCUGCAGAGCGCGGUGAUCACGCUCUCGGCCAUGUCCUGGAGCACACCACGAGCGGUGAGCGAGCCGGCCUAUGCGACCUGCUCGGUGGAGCUGGCCAGGAACAUGACGUGGCGGCGAGAACGCAAGGCUCUCCUGGUGGAGAAGGCGUCGACAUGGCGCCCCGACGCGAUCGAAGAGAGCACGGCAGACAGCCGACGGUGCAGCCUGGGCCUGUCGACGGCAGAUAUCGGGCGGUUCCAGCGCGACUACAUCGACAUCAUCCCGAAGGAGUGGAGCGUGGUGUCGCUGGCGCUGGCAGAAAACAACCAAGAUCUCUGCAUCACGAAGCUGCAGGCGGGCUCGAGUCCGUUUGUGCUCCGGCUGCCGCUAGAGAGGGCGGUUUCGCGCGAUGCCGACACGGAGGUGUUCAGCUUCCAGCAGGGCCGAUCGGAGCUGCUGGAGAUCAUCGCGGCGACCAAUGCCAGCUGCCACGACGCACGAGAUAUGACGGUGAAGGGGGCCAAGUCGGCGUGGUGGACGGAACGGACAGCCCUAGACGAGCAGCUCCGGGAGCUGCUGGACAACGUGGAGCAGGUCUGGCUGGGAGGCUUUCGCGGCAUCUUCUCGCAGCACACGCGACGGGCAGAGCCGUUCGGCCGGUUCCAGCAGACGUUUGAGGGCAUUCUCGACAAGCAUCUGCCGUCGCGGCGAACUGUCCGCGGAAAACGAGGCGGCAAGGCAGCGGCGAGCCGGUCGAGUCAUCGGGUCUCGCUGGACGGACGGACGCUGGACCUGUUUAUCGGACUGGGCGAUGCCACGGCCGAGGGCUGCGACUUUGACGACGCGCUGAACGACCUGCUGUACUUUGUGGUGGACAUUUUGCAGUUCCACGGCGAGCGCAACGCCUACGACGAGAUUGACUUUGACUCGAUGGUGAUCGAGACGUUGGACGGACUCUGCGCGUACCAUUCGGCGGUGCGUGAGCUGGACGGCCGCGACGACGGCCGCACGGCCACCGAGGCACAUGCACACACGAUCCUGGUGCUGGAUAAGGCGCUACACGUGUUUCCUUGGGAGGCACUACCGUGUCUGCAAGGCUCAGCCGUGUCGCGGAUUCCGUCGCUAGCCUGUCUGCGACAGCUGCUGGACGGACGGACGGAGAAGUCAGCUGCCAGCGGACACUAUGCGUCAGCUUCUGCCGGGGCGUACAUGCUGAACCCGUCGGGCGAUCUGGCAUCGACACAGGGAACGUUUGACGAGCCGCUGUCGGCGAGCGUGCGUGGAUCGUGGACGCGGAUCGUGGGCCGAGCACCGACGGAGGACGAGUUCGAGGCGGUGCUGCGCGACAAGGACGUGCUGCUGUACUUUGGACACGGCAGCGGCGCGCAGUACAUUCGCGGCCGGACAGUGCGCAAGCUGGACCGAUGUCGCGCGACAGCGCUGCUGAUGGGCUGCAGCUCGGCCGGUCUGGACUACAACGGCGACUUUGAGCUGCACGGCCCCGUGUGGAAUUACAUGCUGGCCGGCUGUCCGGCCGUUGUGGGCACGCUGUGGGACGUGACCGACCGGGACAUUGACCGCUUUGCCGGUCGUGUGUUUGAGGAAUGGGGGCUGCUGCCACCCGGCUCGUUUGACAAGGCUGCGACGAAGCCAGCAGCCGCAUCCAGGUCACCAGAGGCCGUGUCUCUGGUCGAGGCCAUCGUGCGGGCCCGUGAGGCUCCCCGGUUCCGCUAUCUGACGGCUGCAGCAGUCUGUGUGUACGGGAUUCCGGUAUACCUGAGGGAAUGA
Messenger RNA from Grosmannia clavigera kw1407, 6375 nucleotides. RefSeq names its product separin. The transcript has 2 exons. Bases 1 to 6375 code for a protein of 2124 amino acids. Gene Ontology annotation, cellular component: nucleus; cytoplasm; mitotic spindle. The record is from RefSeq and is a predicted model, not a curated record. Gene Ontology annotation, biological process: proteolysis; meiotic chromosome separation. Lineage: Eukaryota; Fungi; Ascomycota; Sordariomycetes; Ophiostomatales; Ophiostomataceae. Gene Ontology annotation, molecular function: cysteine-type endopeptidase activity.